This is a messenger RNA of Ilex paraguariensis (yerba mate), 177 nucleotides long. The record is from the annotation of a GenBank genome assembly. NCBI's taxonomy places the organism in Eukaryota, Viridiplantae, Streptophyta, Magnoliopsida, Aquifoliales, Aquifoliaceae.
AUGUCUCACCUUUCAGCUUUUGGGUACUACACAAUACAAGAGACUUUCCCCGAUGCCGAGAUCAAUGAGAUAGAUGUGAUGGGGGCCCAUGCCUUAUCGAACCAUUACAACUUCCCCAAUGGGGUUUUUGUUCACGCUGCAUACUGCGUGCCUCACCAUCUUUCCAUGGUGCAGAAG